AUGGCGGACGCAGCGCCGCCCAUCCCCUCGGCCGGAGGGGAACCAAAGCCCCCGGAUCCUACUCUGGGGAUACGCAGGCCACCGGAGUCGUCGUCUUCACCGGACGGCAAGAAAGAACGUGAAUCACAACACCCUAAAAAGAGAGUUAGAUCUCUGAACUUGAUCGAUGAGACGAGCGAGAUGGACACGGGAAUGGCGCUCAGCAAUUGUUGUCAAGAUCUUGGGUGCUCUUUCCCUUACCCAGUGGUGGCGAGACGGCUAAACAUGCUGUGGGCAAAAACGGGUAUUAUUCAGGUGACAAACCGGGGAUACGGCUACUAUUUCAUCAGAUUCACCAACAAGCUGGACUACGAACAUGCUCUCACAGGAGGACCGUGGAUGCUAGGAGACCACUACAUUACUACAAGACCAUGGCGAAAGGGGUUUAACCCCAGAACCAACACUAUUCAAUCGACAAUGGUGUGGAUUCAGCUCCCUGACUUGCCUAUAGAACUCUAUCAUCCGGAAGCGGUGCUCAGAAUUGCCAGUUACGCCGGGAAACCGAUUCGGGUGGACCGGGCUACCGAGUCCGGUGCUAGGGCCAAGUUCGCCAGGGUGUGUGUUGAGGUGGAUCUGACGAAACCAUUACUCACGCAGUUCAAAGUUGCGGGAGUGGAGUAUGAAUUUCAAUACGAAGGACUCACGAACGUUUGCUUCCACUGCGGCAAAUAUGGCCACCCGAAAACAAGAUGUCCAAGCCUCCACGUGGAGGAGAGUACCCCUACUCCCAUGCAGGCCGAUACCAAUAAGAAACCUACUCGUGAUGAACCAUAUGGUGAAUGGAUGUUGGCUAAGCGUCGAGGGCGUCGUCCUUAUGAGAGACAUCAUGCUGCCCAUGAAAAUCAGAACCCACCACCGAGGUAUGAACAUGAGCGAAGUCAACCUGAGGGAUCUUGCUUUGCAGUCUUGGUUGAUGAAGAAGAAGAAAUUAUGGGAGAAAAAAGUCAACCUGAUCAGAAUGCCAAUCAAGGGGGAAAUGAGAACAGUCAAACGAGGAAAAGGAAGGUUUGGGUGGAGAAACAUAAUAGGCAAAGUCCACAAGUCCCAACGAAGGAUCGAGAAAGACAUAACCAUGUAGAGGGAGGGAGUGCAAGUGCGCAUGGAAAGGUUUUAAAAGGUAAGGGCAAUGUUGAAGAGGUAGAGAUCGCUUGUGCAAGGGAGCAGUUGAAGCCGAAGGAAAAUACUGAAUUUCAGGCUGAGAAAAAUGCUAGCCAAUUUACCAGUGAGCGGGAGGCUGAUAUUCCCGUUACUACAGUGCAAAACGACAAUUUGGAGAGUAUCCAGAUUGAUGAACCUCCCGACCCACCUGGUACUCUCACUGGUUCUAGCCCCCUGCCCAUAGCAAGCGAAUCGACACUAAUACAGCAAGGGGAGAUCACGAACGGGGAUCUGGGAAGAUCAGCAACAGUGGUGGAUGCUACGAGUCAGCCUACGGAGAGCCUCACUGGGGAGGCCCUUCCACGUCCGAACUGA
This is a messenger RNA of Linum trigynum, 1512 nucleotides long. NCBI's taxonomy places the organism in Eukaryota, Viridiplantae, Streptophyta, Magnoliopsida, Malpighiales, Linaceae. The record is from the annotation of a GenBank genome assembly.